Messenger RNA from Annulohypoxylon maeteangense, 2330 nucleotides. RefSeq lists its product as uncharacterized. Gene Ontology annotation, cellular component: mitochondrion; cytosol. Gene Ontology annotation, biological process: tyrosyl-tRNA aminoacylation. The transcript has a single exon. Lineage: Eukaryota; Fungi; Ascomycota; Sordariomycetes; Xylariales; Hypoxylaceae. The record is from RefSeq and is a predicted model, not a curated record. The coding region runs from base 180 to 2219 and encodes 679 amino acids. Gene Ontology annotation, molecular function: ATP binding; tyrosine-tRNA ligase activity; RNA binding.
GUUUGCAGAAGCUUCAAUGUCUACCCGUCUUCACCAAGAGAACAUAUAUGAUACCUCCCGUCAAGAGGUAGAUAUGUUUUGAAAUCUAGAUCAAAGGGGUUCUUUUUAGCCCAUUGUACAUCUUCAAUCUUUACUUUUCCAUCAACAAUUGCACUCCGGCCGUUGCGCCGCAUAUCAAGAUGCUGCGCGGGAUACCUUUCCCGAGUGUCUACGGCUCGUCGUCGACACUCUGCCGAAGAUCCCUUUUACAAUCCUUUGCUGGAAGACGACAACAGACUAGAUGUAUAUCUCUAAAAGUUUUAGCAAGACGGGAAGAGGCCGCAAGGCGUUGGGAUGAGCGAGCCGAGUUGAUUAGAGAGGGAAAGCUGCCACAUCUUUGGGAUACCUUCAAAGAGCGUGGCUACGUUAAAGAUAUCGCCGGAACCGAUGAACAAAUUAGCGAGCUUAUGAGGCGUGAAAGAAUAGGUGCUUAUGUCGGAAUCGAUCCUACCGCAGCAUCUCUCCACAUCGGCCACUUACUACCUCUGAUGCCCCUUUUCUGGAUGUACAUAAACGGCUACAAAGUUAUCAGCUUAAUAGGAGGUGCCACAGCCAAAAUUGGUGAUCCUACGGGCCGGUUAAAAAGUCGUGGAAAUAUGAGUUCAGCUGAUAUAAGUAGGAACAUCACCAAGGCACAUUAUCAAUUAAAGCGUCUAUGGAUUAAUCUUGAGACCAUGGCCGCGCGUCACGGGUACGAAAAAGAGAAUAAAGUCUGGAGCCGUGCUCUCUAUAACAACUCAAUAUGGUACAGCAGUCUGCCAUUUACGGAGAUCACCGGUCGGCUUUUCCGUAAAGUGCGAUUAAGUACUUUGCUCUCACGUGAGACCGUCAAGAACAAGAUGGAAAAGGGGGAGGGUAUGUCGCUCGAUGAACUCCUAUACCCCUUGCUACAGGCUUGGGACUUCUGGAUGCUGUUUAAAAGAAACGGUGUUCGAAUGCAGAUUGGUGGCUCUGAUCAAUAUGGGAAUAUCGUCUCUGGUGUGGAAUCGCUCAAAUACAUACGAGACAGCUACUCCAAUACGCCUGAGGCGUUCCCUGACGAUCUUUUGAAUAAUCCCGUCGGAUUUACCACUCCUCUUUUGACCGAUUCCGCUGGCAAUAAAUUUGGAAAGUCUGCUGGCAAUGCCAUCUGGCUUGACCCGUUUAUGACAAGCCCCUUCGACCUAUACGGCUACUGGAUGCGACGCCCGGAUGAUGAUGUUGAGAGAUUACUGAAGCUCUUUACUUUCCUUCCCCUGGAAGAGAUUACUAAGAUCGUAGAGAAGCAUAAAGAGGAUCCCCCCAAGCGCCAUGCCCAGCAUAUACUUGCUUUUGAGGUGGUCGCGCUAGUACACUCAAUGAAAGAGGCCCAAAACACCCAAGACCGACAUAAAGGCCUGUUUUCAAAAGGCGAUACCGUAGUAACCCAAUACCCAUCCAAAAACACCCCAGCGGUGAGCUCUCUGGCUGCGGCAUUCCAAAUCGAUAUUAAGCUCCCCAGGUCUUUGAUUUUGGGCAAAUCAAUAUCGCGUAUUCUAUUUGCUGCUGGUCUGGCCGAGAGCACCUCCGAUGCCCACCGCCUAACAAAACACCAGGGAGCUUACGUUGGCGGUGCCCCCGGUACAAACCCUAAUCCUUACAAUCGAGUUAUGAGAGAUGGUGACUUGGCUUUCACACCGGUCAAGAAUUGGUUCACCGAGGACACUCAAAAUUACCUAAUAGAUAAAAAGAUGUUGAUCCUACGACGAGGGAAACACUUCGUCCGGGUCAUCGAAAUGGUUAGCGACGAGGAAUGGGAACAGAGCGGCAUGAUAUAUCCCGGCGAACCGGGCACGGGUAGAGUCCGGGUGUUGAGACAGGCGCUACAGAAGGCGGCCGAGUCCGAAGGUCUAACGGACGAUCCUGAUACAAAAAGUGAAGUCUUAAAUCGCAUGGAGGAAUUGUAUUCGGAUAAUAGUAAGAUGUGGUCAGACGGCAAAGAGACGCCCGGCCCAAAUAUCCCGCAAAACCGCGCGAAGCAGAUCUUACAGCAAGCUCUACGGCCGUUCUUGCGGCGCGGACCACCAUCAGCUAGGAGUAAGACAGAAGCUAUCGACGAAGUGCUCGCGAGGACCCACAAGGAGUUGGAAAAAUAUAAGUUUGCAGGGAGAAAGCUACCUUGGGAGGAAACGGAGUCGCGCGAGAGAGAUCCUGAGGAAUAGGACGGGUCGCAAAUUCACAAAUUAUCAGAUAGAUACCUACCUGGUACCAAAAGUUUAGGAUCGACAUAGCCUAGUUGUAACUUAGCUGUACAAUAUACACAUCCCAAGUUA